AAAUCAUACAUUCAGACAUAGUUUUGCAUUUGAUUGACAGUUUGUUUGAUAACAUAACAUCUGUAUAGUAAGAGAACAUUUCCCAUUUAUUUGGUAACAUGAGACUAAGGUGACCAAGUUCUUAUUGAGGCUGUAGUUGGUAGAUGAACCAGGAAGCAGGUGGACAUUAUAUAUUUUCUGAAAAGACAUUUCUGCUAAAGAAAGGUUUGAGUUUGGUAUUUAAAAUCUUGAAGUAUUUCUUCAUUUAUAAUACUUGAGUUUGUUUGAAGUUUUUUGCCUAGUUAGUCCCCAAGUUUGGAGAAGGUGGAUUGUGUGAGAAUGAGUGUGUGUGGCAAUAGAGGAAUCCUUUUGCACCUCUUUGCUAGCAAGCAAAUACUUGGCUCCUUCUUUCCUGCAAGUCGCCCUUUCAAAUGUGUGCAGAAUUUUUUAAAAAACAUUUCUUUCUUUUGAGCAUUUAAUGAGUUAUCUUUGCACACGUGUGAAGCUGUGAUUUGCAAGUACAGAGGACUGGCUUCGUCCAGAUAAGGAGCCAAGCAGAGUUCCUGCUAGCAUAUGUUUCUCUUCAAGUUUGAUAGUUUAUGUCAUUAAAGGGUCGGUUUUUGGUUUCCUUAAAUUGUCUAUCCAUGUCACCUUAUCUCUUCUCCUGGUUAGCGGAGGACUGGACAGAAGGUUAAUGGCCCUAGAAGCUUCAUGGCUGAAGUAACAAGGAAAAUCGAUCAACCUGAAAAAGAAAAAGAAUUGACAAUAUCCUUUUCAAUCUUUUCUGCAGGCUGCAUUGAAACAUACGAGAACAUCUUUAUGGGAUCUGUGCAUUUUAAAGAUGUAGCUCUUGCACACAUUUUAUUGUAUGAGAACAAAUCGGCCACUGGUAGGCACCUGUGCGUUGAAGCUAUAUCACAUUAUGGUGACUUCGUGGCUAAGGUAGCUGAACUUUACCCCAAGUACAAGGUUCCGAGUUUGCCGAAGGAUACCCAACCCGGGUUGCUGAGGGAAAAAAAUGGCGCGAAGAAGCUAAUGAACUUGGGUUUAGAAUUCAUUCCCAUGGAUCAAAUCAUCAAGGAUGCUGUUGAGAGCCUAAAGAAUAAGGGAUUUAUUUCAUAAACGAAACUGAAGGAUAUGACACUUAAGAAGAACCUACUUAUUGUAGAUGUGGCGAGGACGUGCAGCCUAAAUGAUAUAGUUAAUGGAUUGUGUUUAAUACCAUGUACCAGCCAUACCUCCAUGCAAUCUGUAUGUGAAUAAAUAAGCAACAUUUGAAUGUUCAUAAUCUAUUCUGCUGUGAUAUUUGCUUAAAAUUAAAA
This is a messenger RNA of Prunus avium (sweet cherry), 1301 nucleotides long. The record is from RefSeq and is a predicted model, not a curated record. NCBI's taxonomy places the organism in Eukaryota, Viridiplantae, Streptophyta, Magnoliopsida, Rosales, Rosaceae.